Salvelinus namaycush (lake trout) is the source of this 4267-nucleotide messenger RNA. RefSeq names its product myocyte enhancer factor 2cb (gene mef2cb). Bases 485 to 1897 code for a protein of 470 amino acids. The transcript has 10 exons. The record is from RefSeq and is a predicted model, not a curated record. Gene Ontology annotation, biological process: heart development; cell differentiation; positive regulation of transcription by RNA polymerase II. Lineage: Eukaryota; Metazoa; Chordata; Actinopteri; Salmoniformes; Salmonidae. Gene Ontology annotation, molecular function: DNA-binding transcription factor activity, RNA polymerase II-specific; histone deacetylase binding; RNA polymerase II cis-regulatory region sequence-specific DNA binding.
CAGCCCUCACAACAUCAUCAGCUACAGACGUCCACGGCUUUAACCGUCCCAUUCCUUUCGCCGACACAUCACUGGAGACCAAGCAACCAUCCUCACUGUCCUCAAAUACACUUUCAGACGAGAGACCGACUAGUUUUUUGUUGUUGUCAUUUUAGACACAAAUAGGCGACUUUUCGGCACGGUUCUUUUUCAUGUUGCGUUCCUGCCUGUGCUGGAUUUAAGUGCGUCUUUGCGAAGUCCAUCCUUGGCACGCAACGGCUUCCUCAACGCUGUCAUUCGGCCGGACGACACAGCCGGAGACUGCCUGUGGUAUCUCGCACUUACCGGACAGAUUUCAUGCAUAAUAAAAUACGGAUGCUGGAAUCUUUGAAUUGAUCGGAGCAAGUAAAGAAGAAGAAAGAGCAGUUUGAGGAAAGGCAGAAGAAGAGCGAGGGAAGAAAGCGUAACGUUCUUUAGGGAGAGGAGAGAAGAAAAGGACGGGACGAUGGGGAGGAAAAAGAUUCAGAUCACGCGGAUUAUGGAUGAACGCAACAGACAGGUGACAUUUACGAAGAGGAAGUUUGGCCUGAUGAAGAAGGCGUAUGAGCUGAGCGUGCUGUGUGACUGUGAGAUCGCCCUCAUCAUCUUCAACAGUACCAACAAGCUGUUCCAGUACGCCAGCACCGACAUGGACAAGGUGCUGCUCAAGUACACGGAGUACAACGAGCCCCACGAGAGCAGGACCAACUCUGAUAUCGUGGAGACAUUGAGAAAGAAGGGUCUAAACGGCUGUGACAGCCCUGACCCCGACGCAGACGACUCGGUCGGCCACAGCCCCGAGUCUGAGGACAAGUACAGGAAAAUAAAUGAAGACAUUGAUCUGAUGAUCAGCAGACAGAGACUGUGUCAGGGUGUGCCCCCCUCCAACUACGAGAUGCCGGUGUCCAUCCCCGUUAGCAACCAGAACAGUCUCAUCUACAGCCACCCAGGAGGUUCCCUAGGCAACCACAACCUGCUGCCCCUGGCACAGCACAUGCAGAGGACCAGCAUGUCCCCCGGUGUCACACACAGACCUGCCAGUGCAGGUGGCCUCAUGGGUGCUGACCUCACCACUGGUGCGGUUACCAGUGCUGGCAACGGCUACGGGAACCACCACCGUAACUCGCCCGGUCUGCUGGCCUCUCCGGGUAGCAUGAACAAGAGCAUGCAGGCCAAGUCUCCCCCACCCAUGAACCUGGGCAUGAACAACCGCAAGCCAGACCUGCGCGUGCUCAUCCCCCCUGGAGCCAAGAACAACAUGCCCUCCAUGAACCAGAGAAUAAACAACUCCCAGUCAGCACAGUCAUUGGCCACCCCUGUGGUUUCAGUAGCAACGCCCACCCUACCAGGACAAGGCAUGGGCGGUUACCCAUCAGCCAUCUCCACUUCAUACGGUACUGAAUACUCGCUGAGCAGUGCAGACCUAUCCUCCCUGUCCGGCUUUAACAGUGGUAGCUCCCUCCACCUGGGCUCCAUGAGCGGUUGGCAACAACAACACCUCCAGAACAUGCAGCAUUCGGCCCUCAGUCAGCUAGGAAAUUGCAAUAGCAAUCACUUAUGUCAGAGUUCAAAUCUCUCCAUGCCUUCUGCUCAAAGCCUGCACAUCAAGUCCGAACCUGUUUCUCCUCCUAGAGAUCGCACCAGUAGCACACCGUUGUGCUACGGCAUCCAUCAGCAACAUAACCAGUCGUCCCGCCAGGACUCGGGCCACUCCCCUGUCGACAGCCUGAGCAGCUGCAGCAGCUCCCAUGAGGGCAGCGACCGGGACGAGCACAGGAACGAGUUCCACUCUCCACUGGGACUGUCUCGGCCCGCCAUGGACGAGCGCGAGAGUCCCUCGGUCAAACGUGUGCGCCUGUCCGAAGGGUGGGCCACAUGAUAGCCCAGCGUUGGCCGUUGCCCAAGCCCUGCGACGUAAUGAUGCCUCGACACCAUUGCCCUCUGUAUCACCACGCGACACGUCACUCACCUCCAGACCCCAUGCUCUCUCUCUUUUUCUCUCUCUCUCUGUUUCAUUGGAGGAAGGGGGGCACGCUUUUCUAAAUUGAACUGUAAUGUUUUCUUUUUGCGGAGUAUGUGUGCUAUACAUAUUGAAGUUCUAUAAAGCAGUGGGGAUGGGACUGGUGAUCCAAGAAAAAAUUGGUGUUGGUUGGGGUUAGGGAUAUUUUUGGUGGGGAGCUAUGCAUUAUUUGUGCCGUGUGAGAAAAAAAUGAUGCAUAUAUAUUUACACGUGUGUGUAUGUGUAAAUAUAUGCAUAUCAACAAAUAAACAACAAAAAAGUCAGGUACUCUGUUUUGUAAAAGUACUUACAACUUGCCUCCGUGAUAAUCAGUGACUAGAGGAAAAUUGAGAGCAUAUGUUGCUGAGCGAACAGCCUAGCACUUGAGUUGGUCAACAUUGGUCAAGUUGGUCAACAUGUGUACAGAGUCAAUUGCAUUGCUACCUUUCUCCGUAGUUCUCCCUUGCAAAAUGUAUGUUACGAUAGAUGAUGUCAUGUUGCAGGUUCAACGUAUUUAUGUAAAUAGAGGGGGCAGGGGCAAAGGGGAGGGGUCAAACGUGGCUAUACAUUACAGAUGAUUCAUAUACAAAAUGAAAGCUAAUAUGCAACAUUUGAAGGAUUGUACAGGUAUACCCCGCAGGCCCAUUGGUAGAUGUGAGGAACCAAGAUGAGAGAACCCAUGCUAAACAUAAAGCUCCUCAUCAAACGAGGAGCACAUUGAUAGGACCAUCCUUUUACCCAAGAGCCAUGUUAGUUGAAUCAAGAAACCCUGGGUCUUGUAUGAAAUAUUCAGUAAAAAAAAAACUGUUGUACGAUAGACUUGCUUAUAUUUUCAUAUGAAAGGAAUACAAUGCAAAGCAAUUUUGUGGCUUUUUGUAGUUUCUAUAAGCCAGAAUGUGUUUUUUGAUAGCUUUGCUAAUAUAAGACGGAUAGUCCGAUGAGAAAUUAAAAAACCCUAAGCCAUGAAAACAGACUGAGAACCCAUGCUUAGCUGAACUGUUUUCUCUUUCUAGAGGUUUUGUUUUUAAACGUGUUUCUAAUUAUAUAUAAUAAUGAUAAUAUUAAGAAUCUUAAAAAAAAAAAAAAAAAAAAUCUGUGAAAUUAACAUGCUUGUGUAUAGCCUUCUAAUAUAUAAAUAUAUAUAAUAAUGUUUUUUCUUUUCUUUCUUAGUGGAGUUUUCUAUGUGCAAUUGCACAUAUUGUCUGUUUUUUUGUUUUAUUUGAGCCUGGGACAGUGCUGUUCAGAGGCGUAUUUAGUCUAACCUUGAGGACCAGUUGAACAGAGUUGUGUUUGUGAGUAAAUUCAGAAAGAUAGAUCUCUUUGCUGACAAACAACAUAUUUGUGGAAACUGUGUGGGGAUUGGAACUUGGGGUUAAUGUCCAUGCAGGUGACAUGUGUCAUGCCAAAUGAACGUUUUUGACAUCACCCAUGAUGGCCCAUCUGUGCAUGUGUCAUGAUAGUCACAGUUUCUACAACAAUAUCCACCAACAUCCUCUUUGAUGGGACUUUGGCCCAUGUAAUUCUGUAUAUUUUGAACAUUUUAUUUCCUCUUUUCACUGCAAAUCCUUUGCCAAUUAUUACAAUGAGACCCCAAACUUGUGUGCAGGACACCACAUAAGUCCAGAUUACAAUAUUUAUUUGAAAGUUCCAAAUUGUAUUUGUGUCAAAUGAUCAAGCUGUUGAGUAUAUCGGUGGUCUAUUGUUAAUCACAAGGAGUUGUGUCAUAUUUGACCCCACUCAGUACAAUCACCAGCUCAGUGUUCCACAACCUCCUCAGCAGUGUAACAUGAAGCAUUCAAACAAGAUGUUGUAGGAAAAAUGUACAUGCUGGUUUGGGAGAAGUACAACAGUUGAUUUCAGACAAAUAUAUAUAAAUAUAUAUUUAUUUUUUUUUAACAUGAAACUAGUCACAUUUCUCUCUGCCUCUCACUCCUCAGUCUGUUGUCACUCAAGUGUUAUGGUAUUUCUAUGUGCAUAUUUCAUGCGAGUUCACUAUGUUGUUACUGUAUACAGUCUGUGUAGUCAGAAACAGGGGCAGAGCCCCUAACGUGUUUUUUUUCAUUUUUUUUUUUCAAUACAAAUGGUUAAAAAAAAAACAUGAUAUUUCAGGCAGCAUAUGUGUGGAAAACCAAAGCCAGUGGCAUUUCUGUGUUGUAAUAUUAUUCAACUUUAAUUUUCACGUUCAUUUAUGGUUAUUGCAAGCAUUGGAGAAAAAAAACAACAAUAAAAGCAUUUGCUCAAAAUGUAGAA